UUUGGUUCAGGGGAUUUCUCGUCCGGAGGCCUUUCCAGUCGUGUGAGCAUUUGACAGUCAUGUCCAGCAUGAGAAUAGACCGCUAGCCCGCGUCCCUUGUGAUAUUUUCUUCGUUUAUCUUUCAUUGCCUUCUUGUCUUUUAGACCUUGAGCGCCUUGCCUAGAUCAUCUUCGAACUCAAGGUUAGAGCCGACAGCAACGAAUUGAAUCAUGGUGGAAUCAGCGGACCCUCUCUCAGAUGAGGCAAUGGCCCACCUGAAGACCUAUAAGUACCAGAGUGUAGACGAGUCGUGGAUAUCAAACCAUAUCCUGCGCCACUACUGGAAUGCGGCCGUCAAGUUUCUCCCUAUGUGGCUUGCACCCAACAUGGUGACUCUCCUGGGUUUCUGUUGCAUCUUGAUCAAUGUCCUGUUGCUGUCCAUCUUUGUUCCGGAUCUUGUGGGCCCUGCUCCGCCGUGGCUCUGUUACAGUUUUGCCCUGGGGCUAUGGAUGUACUCGACGAUGGACAACAUCGACGGCAAACAAGCCCGCCGAACCGGCACAUCCAGCGGCCUUGGAGAACUGUUUGACCACGGCAUUGACUCGCUCAACUGCACUCUGGGCAGCCUCCUCGAGACGGCCGCGAUGAGCUUGGGACCCACCAAGAUCGGUGCCUUUACAGCGCUCGUCCCUUGUUUGCCGAUGUUCUUUUCCACCUGGGAGACAUACCACACGCACACCCUCUUCCUAGGAGCCUUCAACGGUCCUACCGAGGGUCUCAUCCUCGCAUGUUCCUUCAUGGUGCUCUCAGGCUUCUUCGGUCCUCAGUUCUGGCAAUACCGCAUCGCCGAUUGUGUCGGCUACCCGCAGAUAUUCGGCGACUGGGUCUUGCUCGACCUUUGGGUCCCUGUCGUGCUUUUCGCCUUCUUUGCGGCCCACCUACCUUCGUGUGUCCACAACGUCUACCUGGCCCGAAAACGACAAAACCUUCCGCUAUGGCCCGUCUUCCUCGAGUGGAUCCCCAUGGUCAUCUAUACCGCCUCGGUUUGUGCAUGGUGUGGAUCCCCGUACUCGAUCCUCCUACGAGAAAACCACCUUGUCAUAUUCUGCAUGACGCUCUCCUUUGUGUUCGGCCGACUCACCACAAAGAUCAUCCUUCACCACCUGACACGGCGAUCAUUCCCAUAUUUCACAGUCGCACUGGUUCCCUUGGCAAUCGGGGCGAUAAUGGCCUGGCUACCACUUUUCGGACUCGACCCAAUCCCGGCUCAGUAUGAAAGGUGGUAUCUCUACGGGUGCUUCGUGUUCGCCAUGGUGCAGUAUUUCGUGUGGGCGGUGCGGGUGAUCAAUCGCAUCUGCGAAGUCUUGGACAUCAACUGUCUGACGAUCAAGAAGAACAAGGCCGAUCAGAUGGAACGUACGAUGUUUACGACCAAGGCACUGAAGCCUGCGGUGUAUGAGAAUGGGGGCCUGGGACAGACGAAGAAGGAGACAUAGUGAGCCAUGGUUUCCACAGCGUUCAGCCAUCACGACUUGGCAGGCUGGUGCUGAGACAGAAACGCCCUGAAGCUGUUUUCAAAUGAAGGGCGGAUCGUCGGCAAUGGGGAUUGUAUCAAGCUCGGCCGGGGAAUUGUGCUCUACAGCGAUAUAGAAUGUUUGGACAGGGACAAGAAAAAGAGACGGAGCACAGCGGAAGAGGACCUGUUCAGGCACAGCCCCCCAAAAGUGUUUUUGUCCAAAAUAUAAAAAGCCAUAGAUCUCCCUUUCCUUCCGCUGUCUCGAUUAACCUCCGCUAUAGACACAUCUUAUUCGGG
Cladophialophora immunda is the source of this 1792-nucleotide messenger RNA. RefSeq lists its product as uncharacterized. Gene Ontology annotation, molecular function: phosphotransferase activity, for other substituted phosphate groups. Gene Ontology annotation, biological process: phospholipid biosynthetic process. The record is from RefSeq and is a predicted model, not a curated record. NCBI's taxonomy places the organism in Eukaryota, Fungi, Ascomycota, Eurotiomycetes, Chaetothyriales, Herpotrichiellaceae. Bases 210 to 1475 code for a protein of 421 amino acids. Gene Ontology annotation, cellular component: membrane. The transcript is spliced from 3 exons.